Molecule: messenger RNA, 2835 nt
Organism: Spinacia oleracea (spinach)
Lineage: Eukaryota; Viridiplantae; Streptophyta; Magnoliopsida; Caryophyllales; Amaranthaceae
Exons: 5
Coding region: 1-2835 (944 amino acids)
Source: RefSeq, a predicted model, not a curated record
AUGGAUACUAGUUGGAUUGACUUACGAAAAGGGGAUACUCGUUAUUAUAACGGUUGCAUGGAAUUUUUAGAGGUUGCAAAGGAGACUCUUAUAAAGGGAAAAACUCGAUGCCCGUGUAAUAAAUGCAAGUUAAAUAAAUGGUUUGACUUAGGAGAGGUAGGAGGACACAUUUUAUUUAACGGUUUUUAUAAGAAUUAUAGGCAAUGGAUUUUCCAUCGUAGAGUUGAAGAGAGUAAUACCUUAGAGAUCCCUAAUGAUAAAGAAAAUGUAGUUGGUCGAGAUGAUAUGAAUGGGUUACUAAGAGCAGCUUUUAAGGUUGACAAUAGUUCACAACCCACCAAUGAACCCCAAGACCCAUCAUUAAGCGAAGCUGAUUUUAAAGAUGAAUAUUCGUAUGACAUGCAUGAAGAGUUAAAUUUUAAUUGUGAGGAAGAUGAUGAAUUUCCAUCAACCAACACCAAUGAAGAAGAAGCGAAGUAUAAACGACUUAGGGAAGCUUCUGAUGAGGGCCUAUAUGAGGGGUGUACAACUUUCUCAAAGCUGUCGUUUCUAUUGCACUUGUUUCACCUCAAGUGUAUGUUCCAUUGGUCUGCCGCAUCAUUUAAUAAGUUGCUUAAGCUUCUAUUAGACGCAUUUCCUAAUAUUAAGGAGUUUCCAUCGUCGUAUUAUGAAGGCAUGAAGAUAUUGAAUGAUUUGGGAUUGGGUUACGAGAAAAUCCAUGCAUAUCCAAAUGAUUGCAUGUUAUACUGGGGUGAAUUUGAAGAAAAAACUGAGUGUCAUAUCUGCCACACAUCAAGGUGGAAGAAUGUGAAAGAAAAGGAGGGUGAUGUAAGAGAGAAAGAUAAAGAAGCAUGUAAGAAGGGUGUUGCAGCUAAAGUGAUGCGGUACUUUCCUCUGAUCCCAAGACUAAAGAGGAUUUACAUGUCAUCUAAAACAGCAGAAGAUAUGAGAUGGCAUUUUGACCGUAAAGAUGGAAAUAUCAUAAGUCACCCGGCGGAUGGUGAAGCUUGGAAAUUGUUUGAUAAAAGAUACGAGGAAUUCGCCAAAGAUCCUCGUAGUGUUAGACUGGGUCUAGCAAGUGAUGGCUUUAAUCCAUAUCGUUUGAUGAAUACUAGUUACAGUACAUGGCCGGGUCCUGGUAUGAAUAUUGAUGUGUACUUGCAACCACUAAUCCAUGAGUUAAAAUUGUUGUGGGAAGGUGUAGAUGCAUUUGAUGCUUAUAGCGGAAAAAAUUUCAAGAUGCGAGCAGCCUUACACUCUACUAUAAAUGACUUUCCAGCAUAUGCUAUGUUGUCGGGUUGGAGUAGAAGAGGUCAUAAAGCUUGCCCUUUGUGUGCCGAUUCUACUUAUGCGUUUAGCUUUGGUGGUAAAGUUGUCUACCCUGGAUGUCGAAAAUGGUUACCAAUUGACCAUCCUUAUCGUUCUCAAGCAAAUUUAUUUGAUGGGACAGAGGAACAUGGUCUUGCUCCGGUUCGUGUAAGCGGGUCAGAAGUUUUGAAGCAACAAGAAAGAGUUAAGUAUGUGUUUGGAAAGUCAAAAGUUGUUCUGAAAAAAAGAGGGAGACUAGAAGAUGAUGAACUUGAUGAUGAUGAUAAUGAUGAUAAUGACGAGGACGAGUCUAAUCCUAUUCCGUGGAAAAAGAAAAGUAAGCUUUUUGAAUUAGAAUAUUGGGAACAUAAUCCUCUUAGACACAACUUGGAUGUUAUGCACAUUGAGAAGAAUGUAUGUGACAAUUUCUUAGGAACUCUUUUAGAUAUGAGCAAGAGUAGAGAUGAUAAGAAUGCUAGAUUGGCCCUUAAAAAACUGAACAUAAAACCUCAUCUUUGGCUUAAUCUCAUCCAAGUCGUGUUAACGACUAUUUGCCUCCAGCUGCAUACACCAUGUCUAAAGAAGAGAAAGAAAGAUUUCUUAAAGUCCUACAAAAUCUUAAAGUUCCCGAUGGGUAUGGAUCUAAUUUGCAAAGUGGAUGAGGUCAAACUCGGCGGACCUGUUCAUUAUAGGUGGAUGUAUCCCAUUGAGAGGUAUUUGGCCUUUUUGAAAUCUCAUGUGAGCAAUAAAGCGCAACCAGAAGGAUCCAUAGCUGAAGGGUACCUUUUAUGGGAAACAAUUGCAUUUUGUUCGAGAUAUUUAGAAAGUGUCGAGACCAUAUUCAACAGACCGAAAAGGAAUGAAGAUGGUGUUCCAGACAUCAACAACUAUUUAUAUGACUAUGUUGGUCGUGUAGUUGGGACGAAAAAAAAUGUCCGCGUAGAUGACAAAAGUUUAAAGCAAGCACAUCGUUAUGUUUUGCUUCAUUCAGAUGAGAUGAAACCGGCCUAUAACCUAGAUGAUAGCACAAAAGAAGGAAAAUUGAGAAAAGCCUUGGCCUAUGGUUUAAGCAAUCGCGGCAAAAGGAUGAAAAGUGUUAUUAUCAAUGGCUAUAAGUUUGACACCGUGGACCGUGAGCAAUCUCGAAAGACUCAAAAUUCUGGAAUUAUGGUAGAAGCUGAUGGCCAAGAGUAUUACGAAAAACUUAAAGAAAUAUUAGAACUUGAUUAUUAUGGUUCUUUCAAGGUUCUAAUGUUUCGAUGUGACUGGGUUGAUGUACGGAGGGGUGUCAAAACAUACUCGAGCGGUAGAGUUCGUGUCAAUUUCUCAAAGUUGAUGCACACUGGUCAAAAGUUGGAUGAUGAUCCAUUUAUUUUCUCUUCUCAAGCAAAACAAGUUUUUUACAUUGAGGAUGAGAUACAAAAAGGAUGGCAUCAUGUUAUUAAGACUAAGCCUAGGGACUUGUUUGAUAUACCUGAUGAUGACGAUGAUGAUGAGCUUCUAAAUGAUAGUGUUUUGGAUUUAUAG